AUGGACCGCAGGUUGCAAGGGGCUCUUCGGUCCCCGAGUUUGCGCCCCUGCAACGUGUCUCUCCUUGGAGACCUCCCUUUCCAGAGAGCGCGUUCCCGGGCGCUGACGCCGCGCGUCGAGGGACGCUCGGGUUCUGGAGAAACCGGUCGGGACCGACCUGUCCGGGUGUGGCGAGCCGAACCGGCAGGCAGCCCCCCGGGCGGGGGCGCCCCUUCCCAGGCACUGGGCGGCUACGCCCUGGGCCCGCGCCCCUUUGUGCGGCCGCAGACGGGCACCAUGCUGUCCACCGCGGACAGGUAUGCGGUGAAGAAGAGGAAAAAGCCGACCCAGGUUGGCGUCAACCGGUCUUCAGAGCGCUUCCCCAGGGACGCGGAGACCCGGGAGCCUGGCGGCACAACCCCCAGGGGCGCAGGGUUCCCGGCGCAUGGGGGCGGGUUUCCUCCAGAGGGAGCCAAGUCCAACCCUUCUAAACGGCACCGGGACCGCCUGAAUCAAGAGCUGAGCAAACUGACCAACUUGCUGCCCUUCCCUGAGGAUGUGCGGGCCCGCCUUGACAAGCUCUCCAUCCUCAGGCUGAGUGUGGGCUAUCUAAAGGUGAAGAGCUACUUCGCAGACAACCAGCCACAUCUCCAGAACCAGCUGACCCAGGGCCACUCUGGUGGUCCUGGGCCAGAGCACAGAGCCACCCUAAGGGACAGCAUUGAAGACUGCCCAGCUGACCCACCCAUGAAUCCAGGAGGAAGUGAGCAUACCUCUCCACAGGUCAAUCUACAACUGUUUCCUGAAGGGGACUUGCUUCUUCAGGCUCUCAAUGGCUUCCUCAUGGCUGUUACAGAGGAUGGCUAUGUUUUCUACGUCUCUCCCACAGUCCAGGACUACCUGGGGUUUCAUCAAUCAGAUGUCAUCUAUCAGAGUGUGUUUGAACUGAUCCACAAGGAGGACAGAGCCAUGUUCCGGAGCCAGUUUCUCUGGCCUGCAGAUGCAGCACCUGUCAGCAGAGAGGGUGAGCAGGACAUCCACCCUCUGCCAGGAGAGAAGUUUCUCUCACUUAGUGGCACCUCCACCGACAGCCUGCAGCAUCAGCCCUUGGAUGACCCCUCCUAUCUGGAAAGAAGUUUUGUUUGUCGGUUCCGCUGCCUGCUGGACAAUUCUUCCGGGUUUCUGGAGUUGAACUUCCAUGGCCAUCUUAAGUUCCUCCCUGGACAGAACAAUAGGUCAGAAGAUGGUAUCCUCCUGUCUCCUCAGCGCACCCUGUUUGCCAUUGCAGCGCCUUGCCAGCCACUCACCAUCCUGGAGCUCCAAGACAAGACAUUUCUUUUCCAAACAAAACACAAAUUGGAUUUCACACCUAUAGCCUGUGAUUCCAGAGGCAAGCUGGUCCUGGGCUACACCGACAGCGAACUCUGCAGGACGGGCUCCGGCUACCAGUUCGUCCACGCGGCCGACAUGACGCACUGCGCCGAGAACCACGUGCGGCUGAUGAGGACGGGCGAGAGCGGCCUCACGGUGUUCCGGCUGCUCACCAAGGAGGCCGGCUGGCUGUGGGUGCAGUCCAACGCCCGCCUGCUGUUCCGCGGCGGCCAGCCCGACUGCAUCGUCGCCCGACAGCGGGCCCUGACGAAUGCAGAGGGGGAGGAGCACCUGCGCAAGAGGGCCCUGCAGCUGCCAUUCAUCUUCACCACAGGGGAAGCCAUCCUGUAUGACAGCAGCCCCCUGAGCCCUGUGACUGCCCCCCCAGCCAGGAAGCAGAUCAGGGCAAGGAAGGGCACCCCCACUGGUCAGGGCCCUGUGCACCCAGGCUCUCUUCUGGGAGCCAUGAUGCAGCAAGAUGAGUCCAUAUACUUGUCCUGCAUUGCCCCAACCCCACAAGGCUCACUCUUGGAGAGGUGGAGGUCCAAUGACAGUCAUGAGUGCAAGGAAGAGCAAGAGGAGGAGGAAGACCACUCCCUCCUGGCUCUCACUGAGACCCUGCUGGAGAAGGACACAGAAGAACAGCCUGAUCUCUGCUCCACUCUCCAGCACCUGGGGGUCACCGACCUCAGCCAGCCCAGUGUGGAAUUCGUCUGCAAGAGCUGGUACGCAGGCUGUGCAGAAACCACAAGAUCCUCUCCAGGGGAGGAGGAAGGAGGGCCCGACGGGCAGCUGGUUCGUUGGGAGGGGACCUGGCAGGCCAUGAAGGUGCCGCCCCACACGCAGAUGUCUGAAAGGCCACAGAAGGCUCGCUCCCACAUCAACGGACAGCAGUCAUCUGCUAUGGGGCCGGCAGGGCUGAACACUGCCCCUCAAAAUAUCGAGCCCUCAUCCCUGUAA
Molecule: messenger RNA, 2310 nt
Organism: Callorhinus ursinus (northern fur seal)
Lineage: Eukaryota; Metazoa; Chordata; Mammalia; Carnivora; Otariidae
Source: RefSeq, a predicted model, not a curated record